AUGGAGAUGCUGUUUGUUGUUCCUCCGGACGCCAACUUCACAGAUUCCUUCACACCUUUUCUGGCAUCAGGCAUUGAUGAUUUAUCUUUCCUCGACGCUUCUGCCCUUCACCAAGCUGGCAUAAGCAAAUCAGGACUUGUCAUGUGUGUAGAAUUCCAUCUGACUACGAGUGGUUUUGUCGUUAUGAAUAAGCGGAAGAAGACUCCUGGGAGUGUUACGCCCAAAGAUGGUACCUCGAGCGAUUUGAUCAAAAGAUUUGAAUCUCUAUCCAAAACGAAGAUCUUCAGUGUAUACAUCAGCCCAAGUACUUAUGCGCAGGUGAAUUUAAAAAAAUUACACGCGGAUUUGAUUACUGCCAAACGCAAAACUAACGUGAAGGAAAUGUACGUUCAACAAGGGGCUAUGUUAGUGGAAUGGAGUAUGUUUGGACCUCCAAAUCGAUAUGACACAUUGCCGCCACAGGACACAUUACCACCGCCAUACACAAAAAACCCUACACCAUUAUUAAAGGAAGUGCAGGUUCCUCAGUCGCCACCAGUCAUGCUCAAAGAUGGAUCGCUAUCAAUUGAUACCAUCGAAGUGGUAAUUGCAGAAACACCGACUCAAACUCCAGUGAGCCCUACUUCCACACCGGUAAUGCAUGGCAUCUUCUCCAGCGUUGAAGAGUCGUUUGUCAGCGAACUGGACUUGGACGGUUUUGAAGAGGAAUCGAGAUACAUUACAACAGACUUCGACGUGUGCUCGGAUGAAGAAUCUCUCGCUAAAUUGAAUUCUCGAGAACUAAGUCAGCCAUCCACAUCCACAUGCGACUUAGCAAUUUUGAAUGGACUCCAGGCGAAGUUGAUUGAGUGGUUGAAAGGUGCAAUGACGCAAAACCCAAAUGUAUACAAGCACAAAGGUUUAGCUGGAAAGCUAUCACUUCUUGGUUAUUAUAUCCGUACAUCUAAUGCUGAAGGAUUUAAUGUCACUAGACUCUGGUGUUCUGCGAUAUUUUUCUACGAUCCGCUUGAUUCCAUCGACGCUCCCGAGACUCCCAAGUCAUAUCACCAGAGCAAUAAACAUCCCGUCUCACAGAUGUUCGACCUGAUUGAAUGGGCUAAUACGUUUCGCUAUGGCGCUGAGUUUAGUUCGCCUCUGGUGAAUGAUUUUGUGAAGCUAGGUAGCGCUGCUCGCUCCUUUGUCGCAUCUCGGACGCAGCAGAACCAAGAAAAUUUCGAUAAUCGGAAAAGUGUUUGCAUGGCUCGUAUAUUGACUGCAUUUGGCACAUCGGAUGUUGGUGAAAAGAAGCGCAAGGCUGUUUCUGGAAAAGAGCGCAAUCUCUUGGAAACUCCUGUCAAUGAGGUAUCUAAGCGAGCCAGAAUAUUAAAUGAAAGAUGA
Messenger RNA from Botrytis deweyae, 1377 nucleotides. RefSeq lists its product as uncharacterized. The record is from RefSeq and is a predicted model, not a curated record. The transcript has a single exon. Lineage: Eukaryota; Fungi; Ascomycota; Leotiomycetes; Helotiales; Sclerotiniaceae. Bases 1 to 1377 code for a protein of 458 amino acids.